Durusdinium trenchii is the source of this 852-nucleotide messenger RNA. The record is from the annotation of a GenBank genome assembly. NCBI's taxonomy places the organism in Eukaryota, Dinophyceae, Suessiales, Symbiodiniaceae.
AUGCCCAUCGACCCGCAGGUCGAAGCCCUCUGCAAGACCUUUGGCAUUGAAGAGCGGAUCAUGCGUCGGCUUCAUGAUGUCAUGCUGACGCGAGAAGCCACGUUUGAUUCCGACAUCAAAGCCUUGUGGGAGGUUUGCGAAAAUGCAUCCAAGCCCUCGGGGUUCUUGAUGGUGAAAAUUGGUGAGAUGGAGUGGCUUGGCUGCAUGGCGGGCAUCCCAUACGUCUCGGUCCAGAUCCCGUCGCCGGCGCUAGGUCCGCAGCUUGACGCGGCCGCCCGGCAGCUCCUGGAAGUACGAGGAGACUUCUGCGCACGAGCCGCUGAAGAGAUCAGAAAAUGCGGAGUGUACAUCUAUGAGGAGCCAAUGAUCAGGCCUCCUGGACCCUUUCGAGUGCAACGCCAUUUGCCAGCCGUUGGCGAAGUUCCUGGACUUCCGCUUGACCUCCAGGCCGCAGUUCACACACCCCGGCUACGUGCGGUGUCAUCCAGGAAUUCCUCCAGAUCUGACUGCCAUGGCAAAGUCUCAAGACCUUCUACCAGGGAAAGGAGACAAAGACCCCGGCCAUCUUCGCCUUGGAAGAGGUGCCACCUGACGGAGAUGGAGAUGGAGGGCAGCAAUUUCGCUUCUCGGAAGUCCAAAGCUUCAGAGGUUAGAAGUGCUCAGAUGCGCAGCUGGAAGCGCUGGAGAGCGCCUCCUAACCAGACAACGAUGCCAAAGGUGAUUUCCAUGAAGGGCCUUGAAGACACCCAAAUUGUACUGCAGAACAGGCAAGUGCUGCUGGAAGAGACCAAUGCAGGACUUAUGGGUGGCGCCCCCUUCCUGACUGAUCCCGCUGAGCGGGACUCAGCCUAA